AUGGUCCGUACGAGCAAGACUGCAAGUAUACUUCGAGCCAUGGCAGUUUCCUGCAGCAGCAGCAGCGACGACGCCGAGGCGGACUCUGAUUCGUCCGUGCAGAGUGACGUGGGCGUAAGUUCAAGUGUUAUCAAUAACGGCAUACAAGCAGCUCAAGCCACGGACGCGCUUGACGAAUACACCGUUGCUGAUCUGGAAACAGCACGUCACGGUGAUGCUGCGCAAUCUGAAGAAUCACUGCGUUCAUCAGAUGAUGUGGAAGGCGCGGCUGGUGACACACUUAAUGAAGAAGAGAGUGAUACUUCUGGAACAAGCACAAGUACGCGAUCGCGAAAGAGGACACUAAUGGAGAGCAACGUGGAGCUCGAAUACAACUACCAGCUGUGUACAUUUAUGGUCAUGGACCAGUUUGGAAACGGACAAGCUGUUCAGCACUCUGUGAUCGAGCGCAAUGCUGACUGGCAUAUGCUCAAGCUGAUCGAACAUUUCCAAGCAGUGAUUCACGCAGAAGGGGACCACGUCGCUCACAAGAAACAGAUGAUAGAGCGCAACAAGUACAAAUGCGUUCAGAGUGUCUUCAGUCGUCUCACGUCGGAGCUCACUGGCCUACCUGACGCUAAGUUCACUGCCGCGCUGGACCAUCUAGAGAGCUGGUGUGAUAAUUUGCGACAAGGAAACGUAGCUCUACCUCUCACGCAGUCCGGUACAUCUGAUUCUGAGCUCCUCCCAACUCAAGUCGCUGUAUCCGAACCGGAAUCUCACAAUGAAGGGAAGGGCAGUAGUGUUCAUGUUGCCGAGACCCAAGGAAUAACUGCCGAUUCGAUGUCAGCGGAUCCUAAGCCUGAAGUGAACUUACAGAAACGCGCGAAGAAAGCAGCAAGAAAAGCCACGCCUAAAAUCAACCAAUUUAAUCCACGAGCGCCAAAACUGGGCCGUCCUCGAAAGAAUCGAGCUGCACAAGACGCUCAGCGAAACGCCGACAGGAAGGAAUACAACAAGGGGGCAAAGUUACGGAAUGCGUUGCGAGCAGACGACGUAGUGCAUGUCGAGGAGUUCCUGAAGAGCAGUCAGCCGUCGCUGAUGGAGCUAAGCUCGUAUUUGAACACUUUUGAGACGCGACACUUCGGGCGCAAGGAGAGAAACAUCACAGUCACGAAGCGAAUCCCUCCUGAAGAUAGCGUGCCGUACCGUCUUCCCGAGGCUAUGCGCCUUCCGGGAUUCGACCAGGGCUUUCACUUGGACUGGACGCAUUUGUACUGUGCUCGAGAUGGCUGCUGGUUCAACGACAAUUUAAUUCAAGCCUUCUCGGCGACGCUGUCGGCCAAGUACGGUGCCAGCACUACAAUUUUCCUACCGCAGCUUAAAACACCGGCAAAAGAUAAGGGCCAUCGAAUCCCACCACUGACGUUAAGUCUUGUAGCAGCUACGAACAUGGAAUGGGUGUUCAUGCCGCUGAACGUCAAUGCCAGUCAUUGGACAUGCCUCGCUGUGAACCAGCUUCAAAAAACCAUUUACUGCUACGACAGUCUCGACAAACGCGCCUAUCAUAACUUGCUGGAAGAGUUGGCGCAAGAGCUCGUGGUCCGGAGCAUGACGGAGCCGUACGAGAUAAUAGCUGUGCACAACCCCAUCCAGAACGACGGUGACAACUGCGGUCUGUUCGUAUGCCUGUUUUUCUGGCGCCGCGUGUACAAGGAGGCACCCAGAGAUUAUUCGAAGACGGGUUGUCUACGCCAGCGGUGGGAUCUCCUUCGCAGUGUGGUGGACUUUAGUGACUCCAGCAAAAACGCAGAGUAA
Molecule: messenger RNA, 1797 nt
Organism: Phytophthora infestans T30-4
Lineage: Eukaryota; Oomycota; Peronosporomycetes; Peronosporales; Peronosporaceae
Product: SUMO protease, putative
Exons: 4
Coding region: 1-1797 (598 amino acids)
Biological process (GO): proteolysis
Molecular function (GO): cysteine-type peptidase activity
Source: RefSeq, a predicted model, not a curated record